GGCCCGUAGAGUGCGGAGAGGGACCUCACACUCUUAGGCUGAUCUUCGAAGCUCGGACAAGAGCUCGCACGCCUGCGCCGUCGGGAGAGGGGUCGGGCCCACGUGACCUCACGCGGUCACAUGGCUCUUCAGACAACAUGGCUGCGCCCGGAUCGGGGCUGACUCGGCCACGCCGGGUGCCGCCGCCUCUGCUCCCGCUGCUGCUGCUGGUGAUCCUUGGGGCGCUGGGGACGGCCCAGGGCCUAGGCUCGGAGGCCGGACCUGCCGCAGGCGAUGGGGCCCACGCGGCGGGGACGUGCGGCUGCGGCACUCCCCAGCGUCCCGGAUCGGCGGCACACAGAUACUCUCGGGAAGCGAAUGUGGCGGAGCGGGCCUCCUCCGAGCGACCGGUGCUGCCCCUGCAGAUGGCCCACAUCCCUGCGGGUAUAUUUACAAUGGGCACAGAUGAUCCUCAAAUAAAGCAGGAUGGGGAAGGACCUGCCAGAAGGGUCCGAAUUAACUCCUUUUACAUGGAUUUGUAUGAAGUCAGUAAUGCUGAAUUUGAGAAAUUUGUGAACUCCACUGGCUAUGUGACAGAGGCAGAGAAAUUUGGUGAUUCCUUUGUCUUCGACAGCAUGUUGAGUGAUCAGGUGAAGAACAACAUUCACCAGGCAGUUGCAGCUGCUCCGUGGUGGUUGCCUGUUAAAGGAGCUAAUUGGAGACAUCCAGAAGGCCCGGAUUCUACUAUUCUGCACAGACAGGAUCACCCAGUUCUUCACGUCUCCUGGAAUGAUGCGGUUGCGUACUGCACUUGGGCUGGAAAACGCUUACCCACAGAAGCCGAAUGGGAAUAUAGCUGCAGAGGGGGCCUUGAGAAUAGACUUUACCCCUGGGGCAACAAGUUGCAGCCAAGAGGUCAACAUUAUGCCAACCUUUGGCAGGGAGAGUUCCCUGUGAGCAACACUGGAGAAGACGGCUACCGAGGAACGGCGCCUGUUACUGCCUUUCCUCCAAAUGGGUAUGGUCUGUACAACAUAGUCGGGAAUGCAUGGGAGUGGACCUCAGAUUGGUGGACUAUUCAUCAUUCUGUUGAUGCAACCCAUGAUCCUAAAGGGCCUCCCUCUGGGAAUGACCGGGUGAAGAAAGGAGGAUCAUACAUGUGCCAUAAGUCCUAUUGUUAUAGGUACCGAUGUGCUGCCCGCAGCCAGAAUACACCAGACAGCUCCUCUUCGAACCUUGGGUUCCGCUGUGCCAGCAGCCGUCUCCCAGAUACAUGAUAAAAGCCAAGUUGGGGAGGAGGCCUCCAGUUCCAACCAGCAGAAGGAUGAUGUCCAGCCUGAACUGGGCUUCCUGGAAAGCUUUGAAGUGGCCAAUCUCUUAUCAAAGGAAAUGCCCAACUUUUGACAGUUUCUGCAUCCACUGAGCUGCCAGCCAAAGGACCCUCCCUUCCCUGCGAGAUUCAAUCACUGACACAGAGUGUUAGUAGCCAGUGUUUUAUUAUUGUGGUGUGUCUUUGGAGAGAGCUGCAAUUUUAUUGUUAUUUUGGGGGUGGUCUUUAAAGAGCAAACGUAAUUUCCGAACAACAAUCUAUGACAGAUUUAUUUUUUAGCUAAGAUGUUUUUACAUGUGUGAGUCUUGUGGGAUAUUAAUCAUGUAAACAAGAGUUGUCUUAUGUCAGGCUUCAUGCAGUGGGAGGCAGGACAUAGUACUUUGUAUUCAUUGGCACUUUUUUUCUUCUUCAAGGAAAUCCAAGGAUAGCAUAUUAUGAUUGGAAGAAUGGGACAGUGAGACUCGGGAUAGCUCACUGUCCUGAAUGCCUGGGGAGGGGUGAUGUAGUGCUAUGUCUUUUAAACAUUAAGUGCCUUUAGUUUGAAGGGGCAGCUAUGUACUAAAGCCCCAUUUUUCCUUUUGCCAGUCUUUGGUGAAUGUGACAUUUGAGGUCUGUAGUCAGUCCUUAUUCAUUCUAAAUAUGGGAAUGUUGGUGAAUGGCCUUGAAUGGACCAAGUUCGGAUGGUCCAGAAUUCUUAAUCAAAGAAUAAUAGGACAUUUAGUAGGCUUUGGAAUAACAGAUGCUUUGAAUUGUGCACUAUUUUGAAUAAAUCAUUGUAGGCUAAA
Molecule: messenger RNA, 2094 nt
Organism: Antechinus flavipes (yellow-footed antechinus)
Lineage: Eukaryota; Metazoa; Chordata; Mammalia; Dasyuromorphia; Dasyuridae
Gene: SUMF1
Product: sulfatase modifying factor 1
Exons: 9
Coding region: 138-1256 (372 amino acids)
Cellular component (GO): endoplasmic reticulum
Source: RefSeq, a predicted model, not a curated record